Molecule: messenger RNA, 2472 nt
Organism: Pieris rapae (cabbage white)
Lineage: Eukaryota; Metazoa; Arthropoda; Insecta; Lepidoptera; Pieridae
Product: DDB1- and CUL4-associated factor 10 homolog
Exons: 11
Coding region: 222-2150 (642 amino acids)
Cellular component (GO): Cul4-RING E3 ubiquitin ligase complex
Molecular function (GO): protein binding
Source: RefSeq, a predicted model, not a curated record
UACGGGCUGUCAACGUCAAUUAACUCACGAUUGGUUUUCAAAUUUCAAUACAAUAACUUAUUUUUUACUAAUUACAUAUAGUUUUAAUUUAUAGUCUGGCAUUAUAUAAAACCUCAAGUAAUAUGUGAGAAUUUGAAACAACAUACGAACUCUUUUUAUAUUGUUACGAUGUCGAGUAUUUAAAACAAACUUCUCUAUACUGUUUAAUUGCUGGUUACAAAAUGGGUACUAAGUGUUGGAAUGAUAGUUUUAUGGCAAGAUACUCAGCGUUUAACCCCUAUCGGUUGAUACAGAGAGAAUGUGGUUUUCCAAGACCUGUUGGUAGCGAUGAUGCUGUAGCCCGCAGUUUAUAUUGUGGGAUGAAACCAAUUGCUUCAUGGGACUGCGAUCAAUAUAACGCUCUUCCUACUGGUGGUGUUUUUAACCUUGAAUUUUCACCGGAAGGAUCACUAUUAGUCGCAGCAUGUGAGAAGAAAUCCAUACAAAUAUUUGAUCCUCUUACUCACCAGAGAAUAUAUUCUGUUAAUGGAGCUCAUUUAGAUUGUGUUAACUGUGUCAAAUUUCUGGAUGGCCGAAUGUUUGCUACUUGUUCAGAUGACACAACAAUUGCAUUAUGGGAUGUUCGUCACUUAAAGAAGAAAAUACGUUCACUUUUAGGACAUUCAAAUUGGGUUAAAAAUAUAGAAUUUUCUGUUAAAGACAAGCUUCUAGUUACCUCUGGGUUAGAUGGCAGUAUCUAUACUUGGGAUAUUAAUUCAUAUACAGAGUUUAAUCUAGUCUACCAAAGAGUAUUUCAUGCAUCCGGUUUGAUGCGGUGCAGAUUAUCUCCUGAUGCCAAGCAAAUGGUGAUGUGUACCACAGGUGGACUUCUUGUUAUUAUACAUGAUUUAAACUUAUCCAUGUUGGCUCAAGACUUACACGGUUUUAAGCCAAACUUGUAUAGGUUAAUGCAAAUGAGCCGUCAACUAAUACCCAUAGCAGCAAUGUAUGAUCAUUUGUUUGAUGUCAAAAGAACAGAAAAUAGAGUGGAGUUUGUAUCAGAUUUUCCAGAUGGAAAUGAUGCAGAAGUUGUAAGUGCAUUACAGAUACACCCUCAAGGAUGGAGCGCACUUAGUCGAAACAUCAGUCACGAUGAUAGGUCUGAGUGGUCAUGUAUCCAUGACAUUCAACCACACGCCCCUACUUCGGAUAAGAGCGUUCGUGAUUCUUCUCCCCCCCCGCCGCCACCCCCUCCCGCGACUCGGCGGCCUGUCCCGCGAAGAACUCCGCGGCGUAGAACCAGGCCCUAUAGAUCACCAAGACCUAUGGCAUCGGUUACGCCAGUACCAACAGGGGAUCGGUCUCGCGAGAGGCGCGAGCGGGAAGAGGAGAGAGUAGCGGAGCGGGUAGCGGAACCAGAAGCAGGGCCUAGUUCGGGCGAAACUGCCCAACCGCCACGACUGGGCUUGGGUUUAUCGAGUAUCCAAAAUGACGUGUGGGAAGCGUCAAUAACGAUCAAACAGCAUAGAGUGCUUCAAGAGAUGUAUACCAGGGGCCAGGUGGGUCGUAACUUCAAUAUGCAGCGAAUCCUGGGAAUCAAUACGGGUAUAACUCCGCCCGCUGCUCUUCGCCCGCGUACUCUGUCUCUGUAUCCGCGCCCUGCUCGCGCAGAGGCUGCUCGCCUAAUGCCGAGCCUACAACCCGCUAUAUCUAAUGACGCCUUCAAUUAUAGCAGAACACUGCCUUCAACUUCCGGCCAAACUCCAUCGAGUGCGAGAGAGAGGGAUAGUGUGAGUGAGGGGGAGGAUGAAACGAGACAUUACCGAAUUCACCAAAAUAGAGAUAGACUGCUCUACUAUGUAGAAGAGACCAAUGAAGGGAAAGGUUUUAUUAAGGAAUUGUGCUAUUCAGCGGACGGUCGACUCGUAUGUUCACCUUUUGGCCGAGGAAUGCGUCUUCUUGCCUUGAAUGACUCCUGUAGUGAACUCUCACAUUGUGUUCAAGACCAGACCUCUCCAACUCAAAUGGUUGAGGUCGGUCAGAGCCUGGGCAUACACCAGGAUUUAGUUGUCAGCUCCAAGUUUAGCCCUCGUCACCAUCUCCUAGUUACCGGAUGUCUUGAUGGGAAAAUCGUCUGGUAUGAACCCCAUAGUGGUGAGGCACUGUAUUAAGCAUUUAGGAUAUAAUGCCUUUGAGAUCACACAGCAAUAUUUUGGGCUUCCUACGAUAUCCGGGUGCUUUACUCAAAAUUAGUUUCAUGGUUACCAAUGGAUUUUUUUUCACUGGUAUUGUAAGUAUGCUGGGGACAUUAUGAGGGUCAUACUUAGGUACAUCUUUAAUUCAUGUUUCAAAAUAUAUCAAGUUGUGAUCUAGUCUUGAGCACUGCCAGAACUCCGGUUAACUUAAUAAUUUUAAAACUACUUUCUAUGAUAUUUUUAGUUAUAAUUGCGUCUGGCCAUUUUAACUUUGACUUAUUUAAGGCAUGUAAAGAGA